Molecule: messenger RNA, 1908 nt
Organism: Scophthalmus maximus (turbot)
Lineage: Eukaryota; Metazoa; Chordata; Actinopteri; Pleuronectiformes; Scophthalmidae
Product: putative pregnancy-specific beta-1-glycoprotein 7
Exons: 11
Coding region: 84-1682 (532 amino acids)
Source: RefSeq, a predicted model, not a curated record
CACACACACACACAUGGAUUCAUGCAUACACACACAGACAACCAAGCUAGAGAAAGCAUGUCAAAGAUUAAAACAGCACUGUUAUGAAGAAUCUACAGACUCUUAAUUUCGCGCCAAUUUUGGCUCUGGCAAGUUUGUUCAUCAACAUAAGUGGGUCAAUCGACCUUCACCCAGUCCUGACUGGCCCUCACAUGGCCUACCUCAGCUCGAGGGUGGCUUUCCGGUGUAUUGUAUCCGACUCCUCUCCGCCAAUCACCUAUGAGCUGAUGGGGGAUGGUGGUGUCCCGAUUGCCACAGGAACUGAUCUCCAAGGAGACCAACCUGCAUCGUUCUUUCUGAAGGUCGCCGCAACAUCCGAGGGAUCAUACCGCUGCAAGGCGACGACUGAAGGAAGCACGGGGGUCAGCAACAUCAUCAAGCUGAGCGUAGUCACUCCAGCAUCAAAUACCAGAGUGACUUCUGAACCCUUCCCUCCAGUCGCAUACGAGGGGUCACGCAUCGUCCUGAAAUGCAACGUCACAAAGGGCUCCCACCUGUCCUACACCUGGUUUUUCAACAGGAAGGAAGUAAUAUCUUUAACCUCUCCCCCUUUCCACCUCACUGGGAACGAGUUAGUGAUGGCAGAGGUGACUCCUGAGCAUGCUGGGCACUAUUCUUGCAUGGCUUGGUCCAUGGUUCAUGACACCAGGAGGUUUUCAGGCAGCACAGAGGUCAAGGUCAAAGUCAAAGUAUCAUAUCUGUCCCCAUCUUCUCCCCUUGUUAUACCUCCACCAGCGUAUGUAUCAAAGCCGAAGAUCUCUUUCUCCAUCUUCAAAGAGGGAGACGGUUACCGUGGCAACGUCACCUGCUGGUCAUCAAGAGGGAGUCCGCCGGUCAACUUCUCUCUUUCAGUGGAUGACAAGGAAAUUGACUCCGUCACAGCGACUGAAUCCCUCGUCGCUUGGUUCCCUGUCGCCAUGGUACCUGGGCUGGAUAUGGGCGUGGCGCGAUGUCGGGUGAAAACUGAGAUACAGGAGUUGAUGAGUGAACCUGUGACUCUGGAAGUGGUGCCGGUUGGAGGUGAUGUGAAAGUGGAGGUGGAGUAUUUCUACAGAGCCGACUCCAGGCUGGCCGCCGCCAGUCUGAGCUGUCUGUUCAGCAGAGGAACCUUCCCUUACAUCUCCUGGCUUUUGAACGACUCUGUCCUUCUUCCUGAGACACAUGCGGACACCCAGUUUCAGCCCGUCCAGCCUCACUUUGCCCUCGCCAACCGUAGACACAGCCUUGUCCUCACUAUGCUCACCUCAGAGGAGACUGGGUAUUACCGCUGCAGGGUCCGGGACAGCUACGAUGACUCUGGGCCCUGGGUGGAGAGUGUCGCUGUGCUGGUCCGAGUCACAGACAGGAACCUUAACUCCAUGCCUCGGGCAACAUCUCCUACUGAAACGCCACCAAAGCUUUUCAUCACCACCACAGAGGCGAUCAGCAUCGCGUUCUGCUGCUUCCUCCUGCUCAUGUUGGCAGUUGGCGUAGCCUGUGUUUACAGGAUGUUUGCCCUCAACCACGCUCAUGCCCAAAUUGCUACGACAAUUUCUGAUGCGCUUCCUCUGUCUGCACCCGCGUCCCAUUUGAGAGACAAGCAGGCCCAAACCACCUCUACAAACAGUGACGUCCUGAGUCAGACCCGAGAGAUCACAGUAUGACACAAGAGGAAGAUCCUGCACCUCUCAAAUCCUCUAUUUCAUCACCUCUUUGUGCAAAUUGCCAUAAUUUCAGUUCAGCUGCAUUUUUUUUGGUUUGCACUGCAUUUGUUCAUAUGUCAAGUUGCUUAAGAAACUGGGCGAUUCAGUUCAGAGGUGACAUUUUUUCAGCAUAACUACUGUAUACUGUCAUCGUUGUUUUUUCCCCAUUAAAAAUUCAACUUUCAAA